Messenger RNA from Astyanax mexicanus (Mexican tetra), 1785 nucleotides. RefSeq names its product zinc finger protein 271-like. NCBI's taxonomy places the organism in Eukaryota, Metazoa, Chordata, Actinopteri, Characiformes, Acestrorhamphidae. The coding region runs from base 245 to 1483 and encodes 412 amino acids. Gene Ontology annotation, biological process: negative regulation of transcription by RNA polymerase II. Gene Ontology annotation, molecular function: DNA-binding transcription repressor activity, RNA polymerase II-specific. The record is from RefSeq and is a predicted model, not a curated record. The transcript has 2 exons.
GGGGGCGGGGCUCUCUAUAACCCGGAUGUGGAUGAGGGGGUGUGUGUCUGUAGCUUUGUUUUCCCGCACCGCCGGAGGAGCAGGAGCAGGAUCAGCUGAACUACAGAAGAAAUGAAAUGAUUCCAGGGUUUCUUCUGAAAUUCACCAACAACCAGGAUAUUUAACUGAGAGCAAUGUUAAGCUGCUGGAAGAAAGAAGAAAACUCUUCAGUACAUGCAAAUAUUGUUUUCUACAUUUAACAGACAUGGAGAAACAUCACCACCCUGUCAAGAGUUUUACUGCACAAAUUGAUCUGAGUAUAGACCAGCGCAUUCACACAGGAGAGAAACCGUAUCAUUGUUCAGACUGUGGGAAGAGUUUUCCUCGACAGGGUAAUCUCCAACGACACCAGCGCAUUCACACAGGAGAGAAACCGUAUUACUGCUCAGACUGUGAGAAGAGUUUUACUACACAGAGUUAUCUCAAAAUUCACCAGCGCAUUCACACUGGAGAGAAACCGUAUAACUGCUUAGACUGUGGGAACAGUUUUUCUGCACAGAGUGAUCUCAAAAGACACCAGCGCAUUCACACUGGAGAGAAACCGUAUCACUGCUCAGACUGUGGGAACAGUUUUACUACACAGAGUCAUCUCAAACUGCACCAGCGCAUUCACACAGGAGUAAAACCGUAUCACUGCUCAGAGUGUGAGAGGUUUUUUACUACACAUAGUGAAUUUAAAAUUCACCAGCGCAUUCACACAGGAGAGAAACCGUAUCACUGCUCAGACUGUGGAAAGAGUUUUACUCAAAAGGGUACUCUCCAACAACACCAGCGCAUUCACACAGGAGAGAAACCGUAUCACUGCUCAGACUGUGGAAAGAGUUUUACUCAAAAGGGUAAUCUCCAACAACACCAGCGCGUUCACACAGGAGAAAAACCAUAUUAUUGCUCAACGUGUAAGAAAAGUUUUAUUACACAUGAUAAUCUCAAAAUACACCAGCGCGUUCACACAGGAGAAAAACCAUAUUAUUGCUCAACGUGUAAGAAAAGUUUUAUUACACAUGAUAAUCUCAAAAUACACCAGCGCAUUCACACAGGAGAGAAACCAAAUUAUUGCUCAAUGUGUAAGAAGAGGUUUAUUACACAGAGUGAUCUCAAAAAACACCAGCGCAUUCACACAGGAGAGAAACCGUAUCACUGCUCAGACUGUGGAAAGAGUUUUACUCAAAAGGGUGCUCUCCAACAACACCAGCGCGUUCACACAGGAGAGAAACCGUAUUACUGCUCAGACUGUGAGAAGAGUUUUACUACACGGAGUGACCUCAAAAGACACCAGCGCAUUCACACAGGAGAGAAACCGCAUCGAUGCUCAUACAAUAAGAUCUUAAUAAUUGGAGUAGGUACCGGGGGGGAUGAAUCAGAAUCAGGUGGAUUGGUUCCCCCCAAAAAUGAUAUUAUACCUGCUCAGCUCAGCUGUACUAUUAAAGAGGAGACGGACCACUGACCGCUGUGUGAAUGAGAAAUCUUUUAACGCCAAUCAUGGAGCCGUUCAGGGAGAAAGUUUAUCAGGAGAAUCAGCCAAUCAGCUUGCUGGUUUUGCGGAGCGUGGAGGAGAGUGGGAUUUUUCUUUUUUUUUUUUUUUUUGGCAGUUUAAAGUAAAAUCUUCUCUAGGAAAUUUCACUGAAUUAGAGGUUCAUGAACUGAUAUUGAAGAUUUAAAGAGUGUGGAUUUUUAUUCAUUUGGUUCAUUUAUAUAUCAUUUACAGCCGUCACAGAUUCUCAUUUGUUUAAAUAAAAACACUUUCUU